This is a messenger RNA of Rana temporaria (common frog), 2932 nucleotides long. RefSeq names its product integrin alpha-IIb-like. Lineage: Eukaryota; Metazoa; Chordata; Amphibia; Anura; Ranidae. Gene Ontology annotation, biological process: integrin-mediated signaling pathway; cell adhesion mediated by integrin; cell-matrix adhesion. Gene Ontology annotation, molecular function: integrin binding. The record is from RefSeq and is a predicted model, not a curated record. The transcript is spliced from 28 exons. The coding region runs from base 64 to 2865 and encodes 933 amino acids. Gene Ontology annotation, cellular component: integrin complex; external side of plasma membrane.
CAAAUAAUAGUCUAUCAAGUGUUUUCUUGUAUAGGUGACCAAGCAGAAACUGAAGAUGGGAAAAUGAGCAUUGAUAGGUCUGAUCAAUGGCUUGGAGCAACUGUUAGAGCUUGGAACACCAGCAUUGUGGCCUGUGCUCCAUUCCAGCGUUAUAACUUUGUGAAUCGCAACGAUAAUUCUGAUGAAUCAGGGAAAACACCCACUGGGGCCUGUUACUUCACUGGCAACCUGAAGAACUUCCAUGAAUUUGCUCCUUGCCGUGACACAAAGACAGAAAGAUAUCACUUCUUUGAGGACUCAGCGCAAGAUAACCGGUUCUGCGAGAUUGGAUUCAGCGCAGAUAUAAGCAAGAAGGGUGUACUACUAGCAGGAGCACCCGGAGGCUACUAUUUCGAAGGGCUAUAUGCAACAAUACCUCUCUCAAACAUCCCACAAGUGUCAGACUCCAUAAUACAGAAGUAUCCCAGCUUGCGUAUAUCAAGAGAAAUAUUUGUGAAUGACUCGUAUAAAGGUUUUGCAGUAGCUUAUGGAGAAUUUACAGAGGAUGGAAUUCCAGAAAUCAUCGUCAGUGCUCCAAACUUUGAAAACAAAGGAUUGGUUGAAAUAUACAGUGGUCCAAUUACACUUUUCAGAAUCCUAGGAAAUCAGAUUGCUGCAUAUUUUGGUCACUCGGUGGCUGUUGCAGACAUCAAUGGUGAUAACCUUGAUGAUUUGCUGGUGGGAGCUCCUCUUUUCAUUGAGCGCAAGGCAGGCGGAAAGCUCCUGGAAGUUGGACAAGUCUACGUUUAUAAACAGAACAGCCUCACAAUUCUUGACAAAGACCCUCAGAUCCUUAGCGGGACAUAUGUUUAUGGGCAGUUUGGUGCAUCCAUUGCUUCCCUAGGAGACCUGGAUCAAGACGGAUACAAUGAUGUGGCUGUAGGCUCUCCUUUUGGAGGACAGUCUGGAGCAGGCUGUGUAUACAUAUAUAAGGGUGAAAGAACCGGUUUGUCUACACAGCCAUCACAGAUUCUGGAGGGCCAACCAGAGACCUCAUUCAGGUUGGGCUUUUCUCUGAGAGGAGGGGAAGACAUUGAUCAGAAUGGAUAUCCAGAUCUAAUUGUUGGAGCAUUUGAAGCUGACGCAGUCUAUGUGUACAGGGCCCAGCCAGUACUCCUUCUCCAAACCUCUAUGAGAUUUUUACCAGACUCCCUGAACCCAGAUCUGACGCUCUGUGAACUGCCUCCUUUGGGUUAUUUUACCUGUUUCACCGUGAGCAUUUGCAUCCAGGCCUUGGGGAAAAGUCUUCCAGAGACACUGCCCUUUUCCAUGGAAAUCCAGCUGGACAGUCAGAAAAGCAGAUUUCUGCGCAGAUCCUUCUUUCCCUCACUCCAACCAAACUGUACAAUCACUGUGGAUGUUCAAAGCAACUCACAACUGACCUGCACUGACACCAAAGCGUUUCUAAAGGAUGACACUGAGUUUAAAGACAAGCUGAGCCCCAUAGCUGUAACAGUGAACUUUAGCUUGGAGACUGAACAAUUAUUGAGUGUUUUACCACCUCUGAUACAAGGGAACACCUUCCUGCAACAACAGAUUCAUAUUUCGUUGGGUUGUGGAGAGGAUAAUAUCUGUAUUCCUGACCUACAACUGAGUGCCAGCUGGAGUGAAGAACCGCUCAUCAUUGGUAUUGAUAAUUAUGUACAAGUUAACUUUAGUGCUAUGAAUUUUGGAGAACGGGCCUAUGAAGCAGAGCUGCAUGCCUGGCUUCCAUCUGGGGCUCAUUACAUGCACGUCUUGGGAGAAACUAAGGAGAAGAUUCUGUGCAGCCCAAGAAAAGAAAACCGCAGUGAGCAUGUGGUGUGUGAGCUUGGGAAUCCCAUGAAAAAUGGAACACGGAUUCAUGCAUGGCUACAGCUGAGCAUCAGUUACCUGGAGGACAGCGAGGGCAACUUCUCCUUUCCCAUGCAGAUCCUAAGCCAUAGCAGUCAUAAUUUCAGCAGUCCAAUGGUCUGGAUAAAUUUGAAUGUGUCCGUACAAGUGUCAGCAGAGCUCCAUGGGAGUGCCCAACCAACUGAGGUCUUUCUUCCAUUACCUAAGUGGAAACCCCGAGAGGAAUCCAGUAAACCGGAGGAUAAGGGGAAGAUAGUGACUCAUGUCUAUGAGCUAUACAAUGUUGGACCAGGUACACUCAAUGGCAAGUUAGUUGUUCAAAGCCCAGAAAAUUAUGAGGGAGACGUCUUCCUGUACCCAUUACGUGUGAAGAAUGAUAACAUGCAAUGUACUAUGGUCUCCGACCUCAAUUAUUUACAGCUGGAUAUCAUGGAGGCAACUAAACCACCUGUAAGCUUCAGCAAGUCAGAUGGCCGUAGACUAAAUAAACGGGAGGAACCAAAUAAGGACCAGGAUGUUGGUAACACCGGAAGUGACAACAGUACCAGCUCAGGAGAUGGGUCUCAAUACAAUCAAUCCAUUACACUGAACUGUGACAAUGCUAACUGCUGGGAAAUGGAAUGCUAUAUUCAGGGCAUUGCUAAGGGACAAAGCGCAGUGGUGAAACUUGACUCCAUACUAUGGGUGUCCAGCAUCAUGAAAAGACCCCAGAAGCCGUUCAUUCUGCGCUCCCGAGGUUACUUUCUUAUGACUGAUUCCCCCUACAGGAUUCAACCUGUCAAUUUGUUGGCUCAAGAAACAUAUGCUGAGACGGUGAUUCAGUGGGUGACUCCGGACAGCCAGAAAGACAUUCCUGUGUGGUGGAUAAUCCUGGGAGUAUUCGGGGGGCUGCUAAUCUUGGCUUUGUUUGUAUUUGUCAUGUGGAAGCUCGGAUUUUUCAUGAGAAGGCGACCACCGACAGACGAGGGGGAAGAGCUGACUGCGGACAAAUAAUGGAUGACUGCUCUUCUAAUUAACGGGUUAAUUUUUUUUUUUUUUUACUACUUUCCAUUAAAACAAU